Messenger RNA from Ostrea edulis (European flat oyster), 2019 nucleotides. RefSeq names its product mucin-2-like. NCBI's taxonomy places the organism in Eukaryota, Metazoa, Mollusca, Bivalvia, Ostreida, Ostreidae. The record is from RefSeq and is a predicted model, not a curated record. The coding region runs from base 101 to 1585 and encodes 494 amino acids. The transcript has 3 exons.
CCCUUAGCCAGGUCGGGUAUUUAAAACGAUAUAAAAGACGGAUGUUUCAUAGAUUUAGUUACAUUAAUAACUUCCUGAUUCAACACGUUAUACAGAAAUCAUGGGGUAUGUUAUUGUUCUUUUAGCCGUCUGUGUGGCUGUGGGUAUGGUAGAACCGCAUGGAUACCUGAAAGACCCGCCCGCCAGGGGAUCCAUGUGGAUCCUGGGAUGGGAUACACCAAAAAACUACAACCACAUGCAAAUGUUCUGUGGCGGAAAACAGCACCAGUAUGAAACCAAUGGAGGAAAAUGUGGCGUAUGUGGGGAUCCAUAUGAUGCCCCCAAACCACGUGAUAAUGAUGGGGGCGGAGCAUAUUCUACCGGAAUCAUCUCCAAAUGUUACGAACAAACAUCAGUCAUCGAGGUGAAAGUUGAAAUAACAGCCAAUCAUCUUGGUUACUUUGAGUUCCGAUUAUGUGAACACAAUGACCCGUUCACCCCAGCGACACAAGAAUGUCUAGACGAGCACGUUUUGACAUUAUACAAUGGAAUGGGAACUCGAUACAACAUAACUUCAGAAAUUGGAGAGUACACGGUAGAGUUGAUACUGCCGGAAGACGUUCAAUGUUCCCAGUGUGUUCUCCAGUGGAAAUACAAUACCGGCAAUUCUUGGGGAUGUGAUGGAGGAGUCUGCGAUCUCGGCUAUGGAAAACAAGAACAGUUUUAUGGUUGUUCAGACGUUUCUGUUUUAGAAAGCUGUGAGAAUUUCGAUCAUUACCAAUAUCUGAAUGGCGACGUUACGGAGCCAUCCACCACCACUAAAUCUACCACCACAACGUUUACCAAUUCAACACCGAUGGUUACCACAACUUCAACUGCUGAAAAAACAACCUUAACCACAGCACCGUCUAAAACCUCCACACAGACAACAACUGAAUCAUCGACAACGAAAACAAAGCCUUCCACCACCACUAAAUCCACAACAUCUACCACCACGUUCAUACAUUCAACACCGAUAGUUACCACAACUUCUGCAACUGAUGAAAAAACAACCUCAACCACAACCCCAUCUAAAACCUCCACACAGACAACAACUGAAUCGUCGACAACGAAAACAAAGCCUUCUACCACCACUAAAUCUACCACCACAACGUCCAUACAUUCAACACCUAUAGUUACCGUAACUUCUGCAACUGAUGAAAAAACAACCUCAACCACAACCCCAUCUAAAACCUCCACACAGACGACAACUGAUUCGUCGACAACGAAAAGAAAGACAACCACUGUCUAUGGAGAAUGUUAUCCUAAACCCGAAUUUGAAGAUCAAAAUGGAGAUUUGGGUGAAAUAUGUCAGCUCGUUUGUUCUAAAGGGCUGUGUCUCUCGUAUUACUGUAGAUGUAAUCUACAACAAUCAACCACAAAGUCAACAUUGAUGACCAUAAUUUCAUCUUCACAAUCAUCGACUUCGUCCUCGACAACGCCUUCGUCACACACAUGUGAAGAUGUAGAAGUGGCGGAAACAUACAAGGGCGUGUCUGGUAUGUUACAAUGGUGUGUACAGCAAUGUUUGAUAGACCAGUGUCCUCAGUCGCAUUGUAUAUGUUAAGCGAAGAACACGUGGACAACUUCAGGGAGUUUAGCGAAACACAAAAUUUUAUUUUGUUAGGGAUUGUCUCAAAAUACUUGUCACAUAUUGAUUUGUCUCUCCAGUUAAACAUUGUUACUAGUAAAUGUCGAGAAUCGUGAAAUAUUCUGGUCAUUUCGUUAAAUAGUAUAACUGUGAUAUUACAUAUAGACAAAAAAGUAUCUUCAGCAAAUGUGUAAAUACGUAUGAAGAAAGUCACCCUGUCACAACUGAUAUGUACAUCACAUUCUAGUAAUUGCAUGUAUGUAUAUACAUGUAAAUAAUUUUAUAAAUCGUAUCGAUUCAUCAUAUUACAAGUGUGCUUUAUAAAUUGGUAAGUUUAUUGUCAUUACUAUUUCUUAUCCUUGUUAUAUAUUUAUUAUGAACUUUUUACAUUCAGUAAAACUUGAAUUACA